AUGACCGAUAACGAUAAUAACGAUAGCGCUGCCAAAUACAUCAUGACCACUGCGACCGAUCAAAACAACAAAGUUCAGAGUUCAGUUAGCGGAAAUUCAUCAGGACAUAUUUCCAGAUCAGUGAAUGAUGCUGAGAUGCCAUUCCCUUGCGUGAUCGCCAUUAUCCAGUCUUCCAAGGAAGGCAGUGCCCUCCAGAUCAUUUAG
Penicillium angulare is the source of this 204-nucleotide messenger RNA. RefSeq lists its product as uncharacterized. The transcript has a single exon. The record is from RefSeq and is a predicted model, not a curated record. The coding region runs from base 1 to 204 and encodes 67 amino acids. NCBI's taxonomy places the organism in Eukaryota, Fungi, Ascomycota, Eurotiomycetes, Eurotiales, Aspergillaceae.